Molecule: messenger RNA, 3092 nt
Organism: Abrus precatorius (Indian licorice)
Lineage: Eukaryota; Viridiplantae; Streptophyta; Magnoliopsida; Fabales; Fabaceae
Product: probable leucine-rich repeat receptor-like protein kinase At1g35710
Exons: 3
Coding region: 1-2799 (932 amino acids)
Biological process (GO): protein phosphorylation; hormone-mediated signaling pathway
Cellular component (GO): plasma membrane
Molecular function (GO): ATP binding; protein kinase activity; protein binding
Source: RefSeq, a predicted model, not a curated record
AUGGGCAGUUUAGUGGCAGUGACACUUUUCUCUGCCAUGCUAAUGCCCACUUGCACCGCACUUUCCAGUAUAAAUGAAGAAAAACAAGCUCUGCUCCAAACGGGUUGGUGGAGUCAUCACCCAAAUGUCUCUGACCAUUGUGAUUGGGAAGGUAUCAGAUGCAAUGAAGAUGGAAGCGUUGUUUAUAUAUCCGGAUGGGAAUUAAUUAAUGAGUAUCUGUUAUCAGAAGAAAUGCUGGAGAUUGGGAAGUUGAACGUCACUGCCUUCUCGAAUUUAGUGAUUCUAGAUCUAAAUGGAAUGGGACUAGGAGGAAGCAUCCCUAAAGAAAUAACCACACGUAUAAUGCUUGAAGAUCUUGACCUGUCCAACAAUCGCCUUCGUGGUCCUAUACCCCUCCAACUUGCCAAUUUCACACGUUUGAAGAUGUUGUCUCUCCAUAGUAAUUCCCUUUCCGGUUCAAUCCCUUCUACAGUGGGUCAAUUGAAGAAUUUAACCUAUCUCUACCUUGAGUCAAACCAAUUUCAAGGUCCUAUUCCAAUGGAACUGGGGAAUCUGACACAAUUGAAACAAUUAGGUCUCUCACAUAAUUCACUUUCCGGUUCAAUCCCUUCCACAUUGGGUCAAUUGAAGAAUUUAACCUAUCUCUACCUUGAUUCAAACCAAUUUGACGGUCCCAUACCAAUGGAACUGGGGAAUCUGACACAAUUGAAAGAAUUAGAUCUCUCACAUAAUUCACUUUCCGGUUCAAUCCCUUCCACGUUGGGUCAAUUGAAGAAUUUAACCUAUCUCUACCUUCCUUCAAACCAAUUUGAAAGUCCUAUUCCAAUGGAACUGGGGAAUCUGACACAAUUGAAAGUAUUAUAUCUCUCACAUAAUUCACUUUCCGGUUCAAUCCCUUCCACGUUGGGUCAAUUGAAGAAUUUAAUCUCUCUCUAUCUUCAUUCAAACCAAUUUGAAGGUCCUAUUCCAAUGGAACUGGGGAAUCUGACACAAUUGGAAGUAUUAUAUCUCUCACAUAAUUCACUUUCCAGUUCAAUCCCUUCCACGUUGGGUCAAUUGAAGAAUUUAAAGCAUCUCUAUCUUGAUUCAAACCAAUUUCAAGGUCCUAUUUCAAUGGAACUGGGGAAUCUGACACAAUUGAAACAAUUAGAUCUCUCACAUAAUUCACUUUCCGGUUCAAUCCCUUCCACGUUGGGUCAAUGGAAGAAUUUAAUCUAUCUCUAUCUUCAUUCAAACCAAUUUGAAGGUCCCAUACCAAUAGAAGUAGUGAACUUGACACUUUUACAACACUUACAUCUUUCCCACAACCACCUCACCAGCUCUAUCCCAUCUCCUAUCCUGAAUUGUCCACUUGCAACAGUGGAUUUAAGCUGUAACUUGUUAAAUGGAAGCAUCACUUCCCAAAUUGGUUGUGUCACUGACCUUAACCUUAGUCAUAAUUUUUUCAGCGGCCAGGUUCCAUCUGUUUUUGGAACAAAUUCUAUGAUGGAUAGGUUGGAUCUUAGUUAUAAUAAUCUGACUGGUAAGUUACAUACGGAACUUGCGAAUUUAGGAUAUAUAAAUCUUUCAUACAAUUUUUUUGACUUUCCAGAAAACCUUGACUCAGAAUCUAAAUUACCGGACUUCUGUUCUUUCCCAAAAAAUGCACUUAUCACUUACGACCCACCUAAUUACGCAGCUUGUUAUGUCCUCCAAACCAAUUCUCACUCUAGUACAACAACUAGUAAAGUAAAGACUAUCAUUGUAAUUGCUCUUCCUAUCACUUGCAUCAUUCUUUCUGUACUUGCAACAUUAUAUUUCCCAAAGUGUAUGAAUAAGGCCAAAUUUGAAGGAAGAUCAACAAAGAAUGGAGACUUCUUUUCUAUAUGGAACUAUGACGGUAAAAUUGCAUUUGAAGACGUCAUUGAAGCAACUGAGGACUUUCACCUCAAGUACUGCAUUGGAACUGGUGCAUAUGGUAGUGUCUAUAAAGCACAAUUGCCUAGCGGUAACAUUGUUGCAUUGAAGAAACUUCACCAAAUGGAAUCUCAAAAUCCAGCUUUUGACAAGAGUUUUCGCAAUGAGGUCAAGAUGUUAACUGGAAUACGCCACAAAAACAUUGUGAAGCUUCAUGGAUAUUGCCUUCACAAUCGUAGCAUGUUUCUUGUCUACCAAUACAUGGAAAGAGGUAGCUUAUUUUAUGUCUUGAACAACGAUGUGGAAGCUGAGGAGUUGAAUUGGAGUAUGAGGGUGAAUAUCAUUAAAGGAAUGGCACAUGCUUUGUCCUACAUGCAUCAUGAUUGUACCCCACCAAUUGUUCAUCGUGAUGUAACAACUAGCAAUGUUUUAUUGAACUCACAAUUGGAGGCUUUUGUUUCAGACUUUGGCACUGCUAGACUCCUUGAUCCUCAUUCCUCCAAUCAAACCUUAGUAGUCGGCACUUAUGGCUAUGUUGACCCAGAGCUUGCAUACACAUUGAAGGUGACAGAAAAAUGUGAUGUUUACAGUUUUGGAGUUGUGGCUUUGGAAACAUUAAUGGGAAGGCAUCCAGGAGAGCUACUCUCAUCUUUAUCAAACCCAUCUAAUCAAAACUUCCUGUUGAAGGAUAUCUUGGAUUCACGUCUUCCCCUUCCUUCCAGUCAAAAAGAUGCUCAAGAUAUUGUACUUGUGGGGACAAUAGCAUUAGCAUGUUUGUGUUCCAAACCAAAGUUCAGACCAUCAAUGCAACAAGUGGCUAGGAAACUCUCUUGUUCCAAAUUGUCAUUGCCUUUGCCUUUGUAUGAGAUUUCAAUCCAUCUCUUAAUGUCUCAAGAAAUAUGACAUGCUUCCUAUAACAAAUGUCAAGAAUGAAACCUAGUUGGGAAAACCUAAGGAAAUGGUUAUUUUUCUUUUUAAGGUAAGUAGGAAAUGUAUGAUUGUUGUUGUCCUUUAAAUUCGUAGGAAAGCUUGCUUUGUUGACUCGCUUUGGCUUCGAAUCAGAACUCUUCUACUGUAGAGGUUCGUACCCAUUUGCUAUCCGCUGACUUUGGUUUAGUUUUUAUUAGUUAGCUUUGCUAUCUAUUUUUAUUUCUAAUUUUCCAUUGUAUAAAAAAAAUAGACCCAUCGUGCCGACU